AUGAGGCUAGGGCACGGGCGGCGGGCUUCUCUGGCACUCACCCUCAACUUUGUGGCGUUUGCUUUUGCCUUAUCAGCAGUGACCACCAGCUACUGGUGUGAGGGGACCAGGAAGGUGGCCAAACCCUUCUGCACGGGACCGCCGGUGAAGGCGAAGCAGUGGUUCUGCAUCCGCUUCAACAGCUCCAACAUCAACGACAGCCGGCUGGUCCAGUACAUCUUUGAGACGGGAGAGGAGAAGUUUCUUUUGAAGAAGUUCCACACGGGCAUUUUUUUCUCCUGCGAGCAGGCCGCCGACAUGAACGGGUUUGACUGUCGAGACUUCUCAGAGAUUGCACCAGAACAUGAAAGAGGGGUCCUGUGGUUGUGCAUAGUGGCUGAGAGCCUGUACCUCACCCUGCUCUUCACAGGCGGGGCCCUGAUGACCCUGGAGCAGUGCCCCUGCUUUAGCAUCAUGAACAAACUGAAGCUCAGUGCCUUCGCUGCCAUGUGCACUGCCCUGUCAGGCCUUUGUGGGAUGGUGGCCCACAUGAUGUUUACCACCAUAUUCCAGCUGGCUGUCGCUAUGGGGCCCGAAGACUGGAGGCCCAAGACCUGGGACUACAGCUGGUCUUAUGUCUUAGCGUGGGGCUCUUUUGGCACCUGCAUGGGCUCUGCAGUGACGGCGCUCAACAGGUACACCAAGACCAUCAUAGAGUUUAAAUACAAGCGGCGGAACAUCGAGAAGAGCCUCAUGAUCAAGCAGAAGAUGAUGGAGCUGGACCUCCCAGAGCAGAUGUGGGACAUGUACUUGACUGCUGUGCCUGCCGAUGCCGAGGCACAGCUGGAACUGCCUGUCAACGGCCACAAACCGUCCACGGGGACGACGUAUGUGGUCGAAAUGGACAACGUACCAGAACAGCAGGGAGAGGCAUACUGCUAA
This is a messenger RNA of Chelmon rostratus (copperband butterflyfish), 921 nucleotides long. Its product is annotated as germ cell-specific gene 1-like protein. Gene Ontology annotation, cellular component: plasma membrane. The coding region runs from base 1 to 921 and encodes 306 amino acids. The transcript has 5 exons. The record is from RefSeq and is a predicted model, not a curated record. Lineage: Eukaryota; Metazoa; Chordata; Actinopteri; Chaetodontiformes; Chaetodontidae.